AUGUCAGACGGUCAACUGGACAGUACUGAUGGUCAUAAGAAUGCUGAUGAGACGGCAAGAAUUGGUAUUGAUACUAGAUCUGUUGGUGAUGACAGUAUAUCUGGAAAUGACGAUGGAGACGUUGAUUCGGAAAAUUUUUUGAUGCUAGAUGACCCAGAAAGUAAUGAAGCAAGUCAAGAUAUGACUGGUGAGACAUCAGAGACGACAUUUUCUUCUGAGUUUAUGAAAGAUGUCUAUUGGCAUGGUUCAGUGAUUAAAAUAUACCCAUUAGACUACCAGAAAGUUACGCUAAUAAAACUACAGUUAGCGGCAUGUUUUACGAUAUUCUUGGUAUUUGGAAUGAAUGACCAAGCGACAGGUUCUCUGAUGCCCAGUCUUACCGAUCAUUACAAAGUGUCAAAGGAAGUUGUCUCGAGGAUUUUUAUAUCACAGAUGACUGGUUACACUUUAGCUUCCUUUUCAAAUCACAAGAUUCAUGUUUUACUGGGUCAAAGAGGUGCGUUUUUGCUUGGUGCAUCGAUAGCUAUGAUAUUUCAAGGUGUUUUAGCUUUAAAACCGUCGAGUUUCAAUAUUUAUAUUUUAAGUUACUUCCCAGUUGGAUUCGCACUAGGUAUAUUAGAUGCCUUGUGUAAUGUUUUGAUCGGCAGCCUGGAAGUGAAUAAUAAUGAAUUGUUGGGUGCGUUACAUGGGAUAUAUGGUGUGGCAGCAAUGUCGACAGCUCCCAUCGUCACAUACAUUUCAAUUAAUCAUUCUUGGAAUCUGUUUUUCUACCUACCAAUAGCUUUGGCUCUCGUAAGUAUCGUUAUUGCCAUUCCUGCUUUUAGAUAUGAGACUCCUGCAAAAUAUAUUUAUUCAACCUCUAUUAGUGACCAAGAAGAAAAUGAUACAAGCGGUACGUCAAACUUCAACGAUAGGAGUACAGAGAUGGUUGAUGGGUCCUAUGAUUCUUCGUUAUUAACUGGUUCAGCAUCAUCUUCAUUGGAAUACCUAAGGAAUCCAAUGAUCAUAUUAUAUUCAGUGUUCCUGUUCCUAUAUCUGGGUGCUGAAAUUAGCACCGCAUCAUGGUUAUACACCUACCUACUAGAGACAAAAGCAUACGAAAGGUUCAGAAUGUCAUUUGUCACAUCGUGCUUCUGGUCUGGUCUAACUGUUGGAAGAUUCAUAUUGAGUUUCUUUACAAAGAAGUACUUCAAAAAUGCUUAUCGUGCUAACAUGCACUAUGCAUCUCUCACGCUUGUACUUUUCACAUGUUUUGUGUUGCUUGGGUUAAUAAAUUCAUCCAGCUUGCUGUACUCGAUUGUUAUAGGAAGUGUUAUCUUUGCUACCGGUGUAUUCUUUGGACCAUUGUUCCCGAAUGCAAGUCUUGUGGCAUUACAAGUUCUACCAAAAAGUUUACAUAUUUCAGGUGUAGGCACAGCUAUCGCCCUUGGAGGUUGUGGUGCUGCAAUAUUACCUUACUUAGUUGGUCUAGGAAUCAACGGGCUCGGGAUUGCGUUCAUGCCAUUGUUGUGCUGGUUGCUGGUAUGUCUACAGACUCUAGUCUGGGACUUAUAUCCAAGUUUCAUCAAAAAUCAAGAAGAUAAUCUGUAA
This is a messenger RNA of Tetrapisispora phaffii CBS 4417, 1590 nucleotides long. It is a transcript of the gene BSC6, whose product is annotated as Bsc6p. Bases 1 to 1590 code for a protein of 529 amino acids. Gene Ontology annotation, biological process: transmembrane transport. The record is from RefSeq and is a predicted model, not a curated record. Gene Ontology annotation, cellular component: membrane. Gene Ontology annotation, molecular function: transmembrane transporter activity. Lineage: Eukaryota; Fungi; Ascomycota; Saccharomycetes; Saccharomycetales; Saccharomycetaceae. The transcript has a single exon.